ACUAUUUUACACCAGCAGUUGACUCGUUCAACAUGAACAGUUGAGCGGCUGGACCUCAACAAAAGGGUACGGGGUUUUAGAAUUCCAACAAACGUUUUCCAUUUUCACUUCCCGCUGUUUGGAGUUCCCCCGUCACACCUUCGCUCUCUUUCUCUCCCAAGGCUGAUAUUGAGAAAUGGACGGGGAGGAGUUAACGGAGCAAGAAACUGCGCUGUAUGAUCGUCAAAUUAGGGUUUGGGGUGCUGAUGCUCAACGACGACUGAGCAAAGCCCAUGUGCUGAUUGGUGGGAUGAAAGGAACAAUUGCUGAGGUCUGCAAGAAUAUAGUUUUGGCUGGUGUUGGAAGUGUUACAUUGGUGGAUGAUAGUCCAGUAACGGAAGAAUCACUAAAUGCUAACUUCUUAAUUCCCUCAGAUGAGACUCUGUAUGAAGGUCGUUCUAUAGCAGAGGUUUGUUGCGACUCCUUGAAGGAUUUCAACCCAAUGGUUCACGUCUCUGCGGAAAAAGGUGAUUUAUCAAGUCUCAGUACAGAAAUUUUGGAGAAGUUUGAUGUUGUAAUAGUCAGUGGUUGCUCUCUAAGCACAAAGAAAGCAAUCAAUGGUAAAUGUCGGAAGUUGUCGAAGCGCAUUGCAUUUUAUUCAGUUGAUUGCCGCGAUUCUUGUGGUGAAAUAUUUGUUGAUUUGCAGGACCAUUCUUGUACAAAGAAACAGGUCAAUGAGACUGUUGAAUGCCGCCUGCAGUAUCCGAGUUUUGAGGAAGCUAUUGCAGUACCCUGGAAAAUACUUCCUAAGCGUAUCUCCAAACUUUACUUCGCCACGAGGGUUAUAGAAAGGUUCGAGGAGACAGAGACGCGUACUUCUGGUGAAACCUCACUUGCUGAUCUUCCUAAUGUUCUGAAGUUGAGGAAGGAACUCUGUGAAGCACAGUGUAUCAGUGAAUCUCAAAUUCCUGAUUCCCUCCUUGAGAGAUUGCUAUUGGGUAAACUGGAGUUCCCUCCGGUUUGUGCCAUAAUUGGUGGUAUUCUUGGACAGGAAGUCAUUAAAGCUAUAUCAUGCAAAGGAGAGCCAAUCAAGAAUUUCUUCUACUUCGAUGCUGCAGAUGGAAAAGGCCUAAUUGAGGACAUAUCAAAUCCCAAUUCUGCUAGUUGAACAUUCGACGACAGGUUUCACCAUAACUUAACCCAAUGCAUGUAGUAACUCGUAAGAUUCCAGGGUGUUUUUUGUUCAUGAUUUUAGUAUAGUUAUCCGGUGAUGCUUUAGGGAAAUAGCAUAACAUAUUGGAGAAAAUUUGGCUUCAUCUUUUACUCUAAUUUUUGUCGGAAAGUUUUCCACAUCUUGACAAAUUGGGGUUUGAAUGAGCCUCGUAUUUUCCUUGUAUGAUCUGAUCAUCGUCUAUGGUUUUGAAUGAGGUUGAGGAUGAAGAGGUGUAACAGAGCUUUUUGCGCAAAUGUUCAUACAUCCAUCCAUCUUUAUUGUAGGUCGGAAAAUGAUUUUUUUUUUAUUAAGACUUUGACUUGUAGAUUUGCUAAUACAAAUUGAAAGCAAGGAAAUUAAGUUUCUUGAAAUGUUGAGCACUCCAUUGUUGCUUGC
This is a messenger RNA of Spinacia oleracea (spinach), 1588 nucleotides long. RefSeq names its product SUMO-activating enzyme subunit 1B-1. Bases 176 to 1147 code for a protein of 323 amino acids. Gene Ontology annotation, molecular function: SUMO activating enzyme activity. The record is from RefSeq and is a predicted model, not a curated record. Gene Ontology annotation, biological process: protein sumoylation. Gene Ontology annotation, cellular component: SUMO activating enzyme complex; cytoplasm. The transcript has 11 exons. NCBI's taxonomy places the organism in Eukaryota, Viridiplantae, Streptophyta, Magnoliopsida, Caryophyllales, Amaranthaceae.